CCUUCUAUGCAUGUAUACAAAUAAACAUGACAUAAUAAAAUGUUCCAGGGAAAUUCGACAUCUGUAACAAUUUUUUUCUUCGUGGGAUUUUCCCGCUACCCCAAAGUUGAGAUCAUCAUAUUUGUGCUGUGCUUGCUGAUGCACCUGCUCACCUUGCUGGGUAAUAUGAUUCUGAUCUCUAUCACCAUCCUGGAUUCCCACCUACACACACCCAUGUACUUCUUCCUCAGCAACCUCUCCUUUUUAGACAUCUGGUACACUUCUCCUGCUCUCACUCCAAUGCUGGCAAAUUUUGUUUCAGGGAGAAACACCAUCUCGUUCUCAGGCUGUGCUGCUCAGAUGUACGUCUCUCUUGCCAUGGGCUCCACUGAGUGUGUGCUCCUGUCCUUGACGGCAUAUGACCGGUAUGUGGCCAUCUGCAACCCCCUGAGAUACCCCAUCAUCAUGAACAAGAGGGUUUGUGUGCAGAUUGCAGCUGGCUGCUGCGUGACAGGCUGCCUCACUGCCCUGAUGGAAACAGUGUCUGUGCUGCAGUUGUCUCUGUGUGGUAAUAGCAUCAUCAAUCAUUUUGCUUGUGAAAUUCUGGCUGUCUUGAAACUGGUUUGUGUGGACACCUCCAAGGUGCAGUUAAUCAUGCUGGUGAUCAGCAUACUUCUUCUUCCUAUGUCAAUGCUCCUCAUUGGUAUCUCUUAUGCACUCAUUCUCUCCAAAAUCCUGAGAAUCAAUUCAGCAGAUGGUCGAAGCAAAGCCUUUUCAACAUGUGUAGCCCACCUGACUGUGGUGGUUUUGUUCUACGGGACGGCUCUCUCCAUGUACCUGAAGCCUUCGGCUGUAGAUUCACAGGAAAUAGAUAAAUUUAUGACUUUGGCAUAUGUUGCAUUAACCCCCAUGUUGAAUCCCAUCAUCUACAGUCUACGAAACAAACACGUGAAAGCAGCUGUGAAAAAAUUGCUGAUUAGAAAUCUUUUAGUCCUGUCUUAA
Diceros bicornis minor is the source of this 981-nucleotide messenger RNA. Its product is annotated as olfactory receptor 13F1-like. Gene Ontology annotation, molecular function: olfactory receptor activity; G protein-coupled receptor activity. NCBI's taxonomy places the organism in Eukaryota, Metazoa, Chordata, Mammalia, Perissodactyla, Rhinocerotidae. The record is from RefSeq and is a predicted model, not a curated record. Gene Ontology annotation, cellular component: membrane. Bases 40 to 981 code for a protein of 313 amino acids. The transcript has a single exon. Gene Ontology annotation, biological process: G protein-coupled receptor signaling pathway.